AUGUCUCUUGCACGCCAACUCCUUCAUGACUUCCGUCCUUUCUUUCGCGUACUCGAUGAACCACUUCGUUCUUCCAUCGCUCUCCGGUCUCGCUCUCUGUUUGAUGAGCCAUUCGGACCCUCGUUUCCAUUCGCUCGGCAACUGAUGAGGGGACCUGCUGUCGAUAUCAGCGAGGCUCCAAAUUCGUAUGUUGUUGAAGCGGAGUUGCCUGGAGUCAAGCGGGAGAAUAUUGAGGUUCGCAUUGGCGAUGGUGGUCGCAGCGUGACAAUCGAGGGAAAACUCCUGGACUCUCAGCCCACUGAAAGCACCAAGGAGACCACUCAUAAUGAAGCCACUUCCGUCGAUAAAUCAACACAACUCUCCACAGAGCGCUCGAUUACAGGCACUUUUUCUCGGACCUUGACACUUCCACGUCCCAUUGACCCCAACACUGUGGUUGCCAAGCUCGAGGAUGGGGUCCUGCAGAUCACAUUGAGCAAAGCGGAGGACCAGGCCAGCGUCGUCGUUCCCGUUAACUGA
Molecule: messenger RNA, 519 nt
Organism: Mycena indigotica
Lineage: Eukaryota; Fungi; Basidiomycota; Agaricomycetes; Agaricales; Mycenaceae
Product: SHSP domain-containing protein
Exons: 2
Coding region: 1-519 (172 amino acids)
Biological process (GO): protein complex oligomerization; response to hydrogen peroxide; protein folding
Source: RefSeq, a predicted model, not a curated record